AUAUAUUCGGUAAAAAAGGUCGAAUAGAGUAUGAAAGUUCGAAUAGUGUUUGAUUUCCGAUGUUUCCAUAUACCAAAACAAAAACUGCAAGGAGACACAAUUGCAUCUUGUCCACAGCUCAUUACACGCAACCAUGGUAUCUUUUCGUACCGCUGUUCGAUUGGUGAUAUUUUCUGGGGUAUUGGUAUCUACAGAAGUAUUCGCCCUUUCGUCAAUUUCAUCUAAACGACCCGCUAGUUCGUUUCCUGACAUCAACAGUGCUGUUCAAGAAUUCUUCAAGGUUGUUAAAUCUACUCGAGAAGCAAAAGUAUUUGAAGCUCCUGUGAGACAGGAUGGAAUCAAACUAUACAUAGCUUCAGACGGAGAUUUCGAUCAUGAACGACCUGGAAAUGGAGGUAUCAGACUCUUGGAUUAUAAGACCGAUGAGCACGCAAUUGACGAUGCAGUAAGUUGCUGAAAAUUUCGAUCAAACGAAACUUCACGGAAACUCACACAGAUUGUUUAUUGCUCAAAAACAACAACGUCCCAAUAGAUUCGUCUCGCCGAAGGUAUGACCCGAAAACACGACAUGUUCCGGACGGGAUUUUCUGGAGCAAAAUUAGUCGCGAAUACCGAUAUUCCAAUAGACAGCAUCAACCGAAAAAAAUUGAUGGAAGACAUCGCCAAGGCCUUGGAAGGUAAGACGGCAGUUGAAUUUCCAACUAUUUUUUUUUGGGAGACAACGGGAUUGUGAAAUAUUUUCCUUUUCUAAAAUGUUUUUCAAUUCUUAAUCCAUUGUAUUCAUUUAGUGCUUGCGGGAUCUGUUUAUACGGGUUGCGACCUAAACACCUGCGAUAUUGACAUGGACUAUCUCACAGAAGCAACAAACGAGCAAUACGUUUUGGCUGGUCGUGAUUCUGCCGUGGACACGAACGUCGCCACCGCGGCAAGUGUCAUUGGUAGUAUUUUGGGGUUGAUCGAAUCCCACGAAGAGGACGGUAUUGCGAUCUCAGAUUUGACGUUUACUGUUCAGGGAUGUGGCAAGGUCGGGUCCACUGUUGCUAAAGAAUUAGUUCGUCUUGGCGCAAAGAAAGUACAAACUUGCGACAUCCGUGAGUCGUCAGCGCAAAUAGAGGGUUGUACUCCCAUCAAGGAUUGGGCUUCCACUUCAACAGAUUUCUUGGUGCCUUGUGCUAAUUCACUUGCUAUUACUGAAGAGGUAGCAAAAAAUUUUCCAGAAGGGAUCAAAUUUUGCACUGGAGCCACGAAUAGCCCCUUUGCGGAAAACGCGAAAGCUAUUUUUGCGGAACGAGGUGUUUUUCACGUGCCAGAAAGCAUCAGUAGUGCUGGGGCUAUUUUGGCAGAUUCUGUUGAAUGGUUCGAUAUCGAUCUGUAUCAGACUGUAGAACCAACUCUCAUGUACGGAUGGAUCCGAGGUUUGAGCCAAAAGAAAGCAAAAAAUAUGGUUGAGCUGGCUGAAAAAGUCUCCGAACGAAUGAUCGACGUGGUCUCAGAUGUGGUCCCAACGCGAAAGGGAGAUCCGAUCGGAAAAAGCUUUCCUGAAUGGAUAGAAAAUAAUACCAAAAGAACAGAGACUCUAAUUGUCGGCGGGGGCAUGGCUGGAUGUAGCACUGCGUUUGCACUAGGAGAAAAGAAUAUCAAGUCGAUUUUGGUCGAGAGAGGACCCACCUUGGCUCCUCCUUCUGCAAGCAGCAACGGAGAUUCACGAAUGUACCGCAAAAUGUAUUCCGACGAAUUUUUUAGCAAGAUGCAAGCGACUGCACUCGACCGAUGGAAGGACGUCGAAGAUAAAAGUGGCCAAACCUUGUUGCAAAAAAAUGGAUUGCUCUUCUACGGAGAAGAUACCGGCGAAACCGUUGAAGGUUCCGUCUUGGGUGCCAAGAAAACCAUGGAAAAUCUCAAUCUGGAUCACACCUUUUUUGAAACUGGAGAUUCAAUUGCCAAGGCAUAUCCGGCGUUGAAGGGAUCUGAGGGAAAGCCUUACAGUGGCGUUUACGAAGCUGAUGCUGGGCACAUCAAGGCAUCAAAGGCUUGCGAAGCCAUGGCUAAUAUUGCGAAUGAGGUAUGCGAUAUCCAUCUCGAUACCAAAAUAGUGUCGUUGGAUGUCCAGGAUGAAAAAGUUACUGCUACAACCGAGGACGGAUUGACCAUCAAGGCCGACAACGUCGUGCUUGCGGCCGGGCCUUGGACCAACAGCGUCUUAGAAUCGGCGGGUUUACCGAAACUAAAUAUCAAGGUGUGGGAAAUUCAAUGGGCCCACUACCGUGUAAAGAAAUCCGUUUCAGCCUCUAUCCCCCAGGCGUUCCAUUUUCGCAAGGGGCAGUGCAAAGAAGAUGGUGGGUUAUACUAUGUCUUCCCGAGCAGUGCCACGGAAUCCCUGAAGAAUCCUGACAAUGGGAAAGAGGACGAAUACACGUAUGUCAAGGUCGGCGUCGAUUUCCCAUCAGGUGGAGACUUAGAAGGCAUGGAUACUUUCGACUACGGUGGGUCCGAAAAGGUUCUAGAGCUAAUGGACGGAUGGGUUGCCGAGCACCUCCCCGAAGUUGAGGAACGGGUUGAAUCAUACACUUCCCCCUACACCAUGACAGAUGACUCGUAUUUUGUCAUGGACAAGGUUGCUGACCAAGUUGCCGUCUUUUCGGGCGGAAGUGGGCGGGCCUUCAAGUUUGGGCCUCUGAUAGGAGACUGUAUGGCUGCCCUGGUAACUGGUGAGCAACCGCCUGUUGCUUUGGAACGCUUUUCGGCUUUUCGAGAGAGCGUUGCCACAAGCAAAAUAUCACCAGCAAAUGAUUCCGCACUUGUUCCCUUUGCAUAGAUCAGCAUGAAGGACCAAGUGUGGCGUGUGAGAUUCAUUGAGAGGGAAUCAGUAUGGUGGGGAAUGUAUCACCGUCUAAAGAUGGCGAUUUUGAAUGAUUCCUUCGUUCAUCUAUUAUCCUAAACAAAACGUCCAUUGAAAAUAAGUAUGAUCAGCAGGAAUUAAGUAAAUACAGAUAAUAGCU
Molecule: messenger RNA, 2999 nt
Organism: Pseudo-nitzschia multistriata
Lineage: Eukaryota; Bacillariophyta; Bacillariophyceae; Bacillariales; Bacillariaceae
Source: the annotation of a GenBank genome assembly